Molecule: messenger RNA, 2658 nt
Organism: Puntigrus tetrazona (Sumatra barb)
Lineage: Eukaryota; Metazoa; Chordata; Actinopteri; Cypriniformes; Cyprinidae
Product: overexpressed in colon carcinoma 1 protein homolog
Exons: 5
Coding region: 201-431 (76 amino acids)
Source: RefSeq, a predicted model, not a curated record
GGAAGUAUAGCAGAUCAGACACAUUCAGACUGAGCCAUCAGACCACACUUCCCUCAUCCUCACUCUCUCCUCAUCCCUCCAUUCAUCCUUCUCCCUCCUAAUUCCAGUAAUCUCUGUCUCUUCUUCCCUCCUCAUUGCCCUCAGCGCUGUCUCUCUCUCCUCUCUCCAUCUCUUUGAUCGACUUUGAUGAAGUUUGAAGCAUGGGCUGUGGGAAUUCCACCUCUGCCAGCACAGCUGCAGGUCCAUCUGAAUCAGCCAAAGAUGUCCCGUCGGAUCAUCUCUUGGUUCUGUUCUGGUUCUGGGCCCACAGGCAGGACGAUUCGUCGGUGGAUGAUGAGAAGAGGAGGAACUACGGUGGAGUGUAUGUGGGCUUACCUGCAGACCUCAGUAACGUGGCCACCGGACAAACUCCCUCCACGCACAAAGAAUAAUGAUAUUCAAAGCUGAAGGCACUGAUUAAGGGCUUUCCAGAGGGACUCUUGGCUCAAAAUUGCUGCGUAAUAAUCUCAACAGGACUCAACUUUCGUCAUCGCUGAUUGGCUCGUUGGGACUCGCAGGCACUCCUCUGAGAGCCAAUCAUCUAACUGAACUCUCUGGAAACCAAACUGGAAUUAGUUCUGCUGACAAGGUCAGAGGUCAAAGACAAACCUAAGUUUGUUAGCAUCGCUCAUCGCUUCUACCAGCACCUUGCUUCUCAGGACAAUGACACACAGCUGACGAUCGCAGAGCUACGAAGACGCUCGAAAUGGGCCUCUGAGCUCAAUCCUCUUCCCUCACGACGUUGCUCUGUAUAUUUAAUAAGAGGUUCACAGGGGGUCAAGUGGGUUUCAAGGGGGAAACGGGACUCUUAAGGCACUAGUUAUGCACUCACGCGUCUGUAAUUUUCUUCUUUCAGUCUUUCAGCCUGAUCCACAUCCUUUCAGACACUCUUCUCUGGUCUUAAGAAAAAAUCCAUUUUGUGAGUGUGAUGUUAGAGGUGCAUAAAGAAGUGCCUUUGAAGGAGCCUGCUGCUGGUCUGUCAGGUGAGUCCUCUAAGUGCUUCUUCUGGAGGUGAAAGCGAGGGUUAUGUGUUUGUGAUUUGGUUUGAGGUCCCUCCAUCUCGCUAAUCCAAUUAGAGUGACCCAGUGAGAGCCGAGUCUUAAAACGAGCGCUGGCAGCGCCUGACCUGAGAGAACUCCCAGGACUGUAUAAGUAGGCCAGCGCUCGCACUUUUCAGCGUCAGGUCAGCUGGAACUCACACUCCUGAGACACAGGGGAGAAGAGAUGAGGAGAGAAAGGCAGAGAAUGAUAGAAAGACAGCGAGCGCUUGAGCCAGACUGUGUCACAGCGGGUGCUGAAUGAGACGGCGGUUCCUGAGGGACGGCAGGAUGGGAGCCGACACUGUGACAAGGGUUCUAGCUGAACUCCCACGACUCCCUUGAACUCGCUUUUCUCACUCCUCAAAGAGACCCAGAAAGAAACGUGGUUGUUAUGUUGUUCCAAACCUGUAUACGUUUUUUUUUUUUUUUUUUUUCCUUCUUCUUGUCUUGUGUGACACAAAAGGAAGAAUUUUGAAGAACGCACUGCUCAUUUUAAUGAUUUUAAAACGUCAUUAAUAAUAAUUAAGUAAUAUAAUAUUUUACAUUUAAAUUUGGGGUCAGUGCGAUUUUUCUUUUAAAGAAAUAAGUCUCUUAUGUUCACCAAGGACACAUUCAUUUGAUCAAAAAUACAGUAAGUAGUUGUAUUGUAAUAUAUUUUAAAGUGUAAUUUAUUUUUAGGAUUGCGAAGCUGAAUUAUUAUGCCUUCGGUGUCAACUGACCCUUUAGAAGUCAUUCUAAUAUGCUGAUUUGCUGCUCAAGAAACAUUUCUUAUUAUCAGUGUUGAAAACAGUGCUUAAUAUUUUUUUGGAAACCGUGACACUUUAUUAUUUGAUGUUUAAAGUAUGGGAGCCCAUUUCUGCCUCUGAUUAAAAAAAAAGGUUAUUGUGAACUCUCAAUUCUGACUUUUUCCCCCCCCAAUAUAUAAAAUCACAAUUCUGACUUUAUAGCUCGAAACUGAGAGUUUACAGCUGAAUUCUGAGAAAUAAAGUCAGCAUUCUAAGAUAAAAAGAUGCAAUAACUUAUUUUUAUUUUGUAUUCAGUGGCAGAAACAGUUAAAAACAACAUUUGAAAUAGAAAUCUUAUGUAUUUAUUUAAUGUCUUUUUGAUCAAUUUAGUGCGUCGAUUUAUUAUUGAAUUAAAGUGUUGAUUUAUUUCAAAGAAGAAAAUCUUUCUGACCCUGAAUUUUUAUAUUUAUGUACAUAUACACACACUGUAAGAAAAAAAAACAAAUUGUAAGAGCAUAUCUGAAUGUACGAACCUCUUUCCCUAUUUCUAGACAAAGAAAGGAAGCAUUUUUUUUCAUGUAUAUGAAGUACUUUUGCAGCGGUUCUCUCACAGCCUUCUCUAGUGUGUGGAAGCUCUUUCACACUUCACAGACGAGACUUUCUAAAAAGGAGCGUGUUUCUCAGGUGCAGCUCUCACCAGCAACCACACAUGUAAAGCAGUAGUUUCCUGGAAAAUAAAUUUUUUAUUAUUAUUAUUUAAUGGCUACGCUCAGCUACUCUCCGGAGUGACCGUUCAAUGCCAAAAUGUCAAGUGUAAUUGUUUCAGUGAGUUUACUCAGUUGUACCCCAAUGAA